Molecule: messenger RNA, 520 nt
Organism: Zeugodacus cucurbitae (melon fly)
Lineage: Eukaryota; Metazoa; Arthropoda; Insecta; Diptera; Tephritidae
Product: protein EFR3 homolog A-like
Exons: 3
Coding region: 71-340 (89 amino acids)
Source: RefSeq, a predicted model, not a curated record
GCUAACUCAAACUGAAACUCACUUUCAGUUCAGUUGAAUUUGAAGUCUUACAACUUAAAGUUCGCCACAAAUGAAGUUGAGGCAUAUUUUCCAACCGCGCUACAAACGCUUAGUGAACGGCAUUUAUCCACGAAAUCCCUAUGAGGGCUUAAAAAUUAAUAGGCUGAAGCGCAUGCUGAUUUACGCUUAUGCACAGCCUCAACACUUCAAUCAAGUUCUAAUGUACUUGGCGAUAAAAUUGAAAAAAUUUGCUCUAAUUGACGAGGAUGCGUACAUCAAACUAACAUUGGAGGCGCUUAACUCGGUGGUGUUUGGCGUAAUGGCGAAAAUUGUCUUAUAAUGGUGUGUGUAAUCUCCAGUGAUUCUACAAAGUGUCGAAGCCUAUUGAUUCCAGCUGGCUGACUGAAUACUCGUCAAACAGCCAGAGAACUUUUGGAUAGAGCGUGAGAAGGAUAAUGUGUUUUUCAAAUAUAAAAAUAAAAUUGGAAAGUAAAUUUAUCAUGGCAAGAAGCGCAAAUGA